AUGCCGAGAAGCAACAACAAAUUGGGUAUCUUUGGAGCAAUCAGUUACAUUGCAGGAUCGAUCAUUGGAGCUGGCAUUUUCGUUUCUCCAAAAACCGUUCUCGAGCAUUCCGGCUCGAUCGGGCUCUCACUUCUUUGUUGGCUGAUUGGAGCGGUGAUCGCUCUGCUAACAGCUUUGGUUUACAUCGAAUUGGCGACAUCGAUUCCGAUUAAUGGUUCCGAUUUUGCCUAUAUAAAUUUCGUGAAAUGGAAACCGUUAGCAUUCGCUUUUCUUUGGCUUUCCAAUUUGAUUCAAUCCUCUUGUGUCUGCGCAAUUCUCUUUGAAACUUUUGGCAGUUACAUGCUCGAAUCUCUUUCUCCUUUCAAUUUCGCAUUCACUCAAACGUCACGAAAAUUACUUCAGCAAUUACUUGGUUUCUCAUUGAUUUGGCUUCUUCUAUGGGCGAAUUUCUUUUCCCUGAAAAAGUACGCCUCCAAAAUUCAAAUCGUCAUCACUAUCAGCAAAUUGAUUGCAAUUUCGACAUUGAUUAUCACUGGGUUUUAUUAUAUGAUUUUUAAAGUAAAUCAAUCACAUCUUUCAUUUGAUGUUUUGUGGAAGGACUCAAAAAGUGAUCCGGGCUCAAUCGUUCUCUCAUUGUAUGCUGGCAUCUGGGCUUAUGGUGGCUUUGAUACGCUCAAUUUUGGAACUGAAGAUAUUGAACAGAAAGAUAUUAGAAAAAUCCUCCCAAUCGCUGUGAUUGGUGGUCUCUCGAUUGCUGCAAUCACUUAUCUUCUCGUAAACAUCGCUUAUUUCAUCAUUCUCACUCCACAAGAAAUUCUUAACUCCGAUGUGGUGGCUAGUAAAUUCAGCGAGAAAACCCUUGGCGAUUUGUCCUAUAUAAUGCCUGUAAUCAUUGCUCUUUUAAUGAUCAGUGCAAUCAAUUCCGAUCUUUUUGCCUGGAGUCGCUCGUUACUGGCUGGAUCACGAGCGAAAAUGAUGCCAAAAUUUCUGUCACUUAUCCAUGAGGAAAGCGGAUCACCCCGAGUGGCCCUCUUUUUCCAUGUCUCUCUCGCGAUUUGCGUUUCAUUCGUUGGCCAAAUCGAAACGCUCAUCAAUUGGGCAAUGGUGGCAAGUACAAUGAGCAGUACAACCACAGUGGCAGCUUUGAUUUUUCUCCGUCUCAAGCGAAUUCCCGUCAAUCCACUGGCUAUCAAGUUCCCAAUGCUCAUUCAUCUCACCGUUUUCGUCAUCUCAAUUUCUCUAAUAAUCAUUCCAAUAGUCAAAGAUCCAUCAGGGACAAUCGUUGGAUUUGGAUUAUUUUUGAUUUUUAUUGCCAUUUAUUAUUUGCUUUCUUGGAAAGGAAAUGUGCUGCGGAAAUUAAAUGGCUUUGAAGACAAAUUCUCAUUGUUUCUUCAAGUGAUUUUCAAUAUUGUUCACGAAAAGUCGGAGCUUGAGCUAUCAGUUAAU
Mesorhabditis belari is the source of this 1446-nucleotide messenger RNA. NCBI's taxonomy places the organism in Eukaryota, Metazoa, Nematoda, Chromadorea, Rhabditida, Rhabditidae. The record is from the annotation of a GenBank genome assembly.